CGGGGUCUCGUCUUCCUGCUGGGUAAAGAUUUCUCCAGGAAAACUAGGAAGCACCAAGAGGUGUUCCGGACUCUGGGUCUGUUCACUUCUUUUCGUUGAAAAUGGACUGCCCGUAGGCUCGAGAGGAAGGCCGUGCCGCUCUGGCCGACUCUGGAGGUGCUGGGGACGUGGGCACUCGCGGCCCGUGCAGGGCCACGGGAGCAAGUGGCGCGUCUUCAUUGAGGAUUUAGGACAUUCAGGGAAUGAGGGGCAGGGGCGACUGUAGGGACUACUAGUUUGCCAUGCGAGCUGGAAUUUUCCAAGUCUGUGGGUUUUAGGGAGAGAGGCCCCUAUUUUGAUUAAGUCAUGUACCCUUCCACCAGCCCUAGAGAAGAGCGACAGAUAUUAGCGGGAUAUUUACAUUUCCAGGCCGCCUUGCCGGGCCUGAUGUUGAGGCAGCCCCCCGGGGUCCAGAGCGCUAGGUUCAGGGCUCGUUCUCACUCAGCAGUCUGUCCUUUAAUUGGUUGUUUCACUGGUGGUUUGUGGCCAGGGUUGGGUGGUACUCUGGCCCUUGGCCAUUCUCUGAGGUGGAGGGUCCCAGCCACCUAUGGGCCAAAUGGGGCCUUGACAGAGGAAGAGUAGUUUUUAGGACAAAAUCGGUAAAAGAAGGGAGAGCGCAUCUCUUUGGGGAGCUCUGGGGACAGCAGAGGGAGAUGAAGCUGCAGAGGUGGGCAGGAGGCCAGGAGUGAGGCCCUCCAUGCCAUGCAGAGAAGUUGAGAGUUCAUCUGGUAGGGAGUGGAGGGGAAGUCAUUGAAGAAUCCUGCACAGACUUCAGUGUUGGAAAGAUCACUUUGUGUCUUUCAGGUGGACAGGUCUGUGGUGAAUCAAGAGGCAGGGCCUGUCGGCCUCAGAGGGAGAAGUGCAGGAUGGGGGGAGACACAGGUACUUCUCAGGAGCCCUAGUGGCAGGAAAGCAGUUGGGCCGCUGAAGCUGGGUGGACACCUUGGUAGGAAAAAUGAAGAAACAAGUCACAGAUUGGGAGAAGAUAUUUGCAACAUCUUUUGGUGUCCAGAUCUGUAAAGAACUACCAAUCAUAAGAAAAAGGCCAAGAACCCAUUAGAAGAGUGGUCAAAAGACAUGAUAAGUGACUUGGAGUCAAGAAGAUUUUCUGAGCAUAAUUUAUACAUUUAACCUGUAAAAAAAGUCAUCUUGGAAUUGGAGACUCUUUUUGCCCCAUCUGAAGUCCAUAUGGCUCUGUAUGAUGAGGACCUCCUGAAAAAUCCCUUCUAUCUGGCUCUUCAAAAGUGGCGUCCUGACUUGUGCAACAAGGUGGCCCAAACCCGUGGCAUUAGAGGCAAGCCCACUUCAUAGACAGUUGUGAUCUUCCAUCAACGAGGGCCUCCCUUUUCUGCCGUGAGCAAUUGGCAUAUCCCUCGUGGGGAGAGAAGCUCUUUCUGACCUGCCUGAGGAAGCUCCUAAUGACAGCUGCUCUUGAAGGCCCCAGAGUUUCGUGGUGUCUUCACAGAGGAAACUUCAGCAUAUGCUGGGCUGUGCUCCCUGCUCCCAGCACUGGCCUCCAGGAGGCCACAGGACUGGGCUGUGGUGAGGUGUUAGUACCCUGCAAAGGAAGCCUGUCAGGCAGUGUUCAGUCUACUUGUCAGUUUGAGUCCUAUAUUUUGAUCCCAGUGGAAGAACACUUUCAGACCUUAAAUGGAAAGGAUGUCUUUAUCCAAGGAAACAGGAUUAAACUAGGAGCUGGUUUCGCCUGUCUUCUCUCCGUGCCCAUUCUCUUUGAAGAAACUUUCUACAAUGAAAAAGAAGAAAGUUUCAGCAUACUGUGCAUAGCCCAUCCUUUGGAAAAGAGAGAGAGUUCAGAAGAGCCUUCAACACCCUCAGAUCCCUUUUCCCUGAAAACCAUCGAAGACGUGAGAGAGUUUUUGGGAAGACAUGCAGAGAGAUUCGACAGGAACAUCGCCUCUUUCCAGCGAACGUUCAGAGAGUGUGAAAGAAAGAGCCUCCGUCAUCACAUAGACUCCGUGAAUGCUCUCUACACCAGAUGCCUCCAGCAGCUGCUGAGGGACUCCCACCUGAAAGUGCUCGCCAAGCAGGAGGCCCAGAUGAACCUGAUGAAACAGGCCGUAGAGAUGUAUGUCCAGCACGAUAUUUACGACCUGAUCUUUAAAUAUGUGGGGACCAUGGAGGCAAGUGAGGAUGCUGCCUUUAACAAAAUCACAAGGAGCCUUCAGGAUCUUCAGCAGAAGGAUAUUGGUGUGAAACCUGAGUUCAGCUUCAACAUACCUCGUGCCAAGAGGGAGCUGGCUCAGCUGAACAGGUGCACGUCCCCGCAGCAGAAGCUGGCUUGUUUGUGGAAGGUGGUGCAGCUGAUCACCCAGUCUCCCAGCCAGAGAGUUAACUUGGAGACCAUGUGCGCUGAUGAUCUGCUAUCAGUCCUGUUGUAUUUGCUUGUGAAAACAGAGAUCCCUAAUUGGAUGGCAAAUUUGAGUUAUAUCAAAAACUUCAGAUUUAGCAGCUCAGCAAAAGAUGAACUGGGAUACUGCCUGACCUCAGUUGAGGCUGCAAUUGAAUAUAUUCGGCAGGGAAGCCUCUCCGUUAAGCCACUGGAGUCCGAGGGGUUUGGUGACAGACUGUUCCUUAAGCAGAGAAUGAGCUUGCUGUCUCAGCUGACCUCAACUCCCAUUGACUGCUUGUUUCAGCACAUCGCAUCAGGUAACCAGAAAGAAGUGGAAAGACUUCUGAGCCAGGAAGACCGAGAUAAAGAUGCCGUCCAAAAGAUGUGUCACCCUCUGUGCUUCUGUGAUGACUGUGAGAAACUCGUCUCAGGGAGGCUGAAUGACCCCUCCAUUGUCACUCCAUUCUCCAGAGACGACAGGGGUCAUACACCACUCCAUGUGGCUGCCCUUUGCGGGCAGGCAUCCCUCAUCGACUUUCUGGUUUCCAAGGGCGCGGUGGUGAACGCUACAGACUACCAUGGCUCCACCCCGCUGCAUCUUGCGUGUCAGAAGGGCUGUCAGAGCGUGACGCUGCUGCUGCUGCACUACAAAGCCAGCACCGAAGUGCAAGACAACAACGGCAACACCCCUCUGCACCUGGCCUGCACCUACGGCCACGAAGACUGUGUGAAGGCUCUGGUCUACUAUGACGUGCAGUCCUGCAGACUAGAUAUUGGUAACGAGAAAGGAGACACUCCCCUGCACAUUGCUGCCCGCUGGGGUUACCAGAGCAUCAUAGAGACGUUGCUACAGAACGGAGCGUCCACAGAGAUCCAGAACAGGCUGAAGGAAACGCCCCUCAAGUGUGCGUUAAACUCAAAGAUUCUGUCCAUGAUGGAAGCCCACCAUCCGUCGUUCGAGAGGGGGCAGAAGUCUUCAGAGGUGCCCGCGCGGCCCCCUCAGUGCCCCGUGGAUUCCGUCAGCCAGGGCUCCUGCGCUUCCAGCUUCUCAUCCGCGUCGCUGAGCUCCAGGCAAGAGGAGCCCAGAAAGUUCUACAGGGAGCCCACAGAGCAGACCAUGGCGUGGAUGUGCCCAUCCCCUGCAGGUGGGGAGCCCUCACUGACUCCGCCCCGGGCUCCUCCUUCGCUGUCACCCCCAGGCUGUGACCUGCUCUCGGAGGGCCCAGUAGAAAAACUCUUAAGAGCCAUUGCUGAUGGAGACCUAGAAAUGGUGCGUUACCUGUUGGAGUGGACAGAGGAGGACCCGGAUGAAGCGGAGGAUGCUGUCAGGGCGGUGGAUCUUGAAUUUUGUCACCCCUUGUGCCAGUGCCCCAAAUGUGCUCCAGCUCAAAAGAAGCUGGCAAAGAUUCCUGCCAGUGGGCUUGGUGUGAAUGUGACCAGCCAGGAUGGUUCCUCCCCACUGCACGUUGCUGCCCUGCAUGGUCGGGCGGAUCUCCUUCUCCUCCUCGUGAAGCACGGUGCCAGUGUGGGGGCCAGAGACGCAAAGCAGGCCGUCCCACUCCACCUGGCCUGCCAGAAGGGCCACUUCCAGGUGGUGAAAUGUCUACUAGAUUCUAAUGCAAAACCCAAUAAAAAGGAUAUAAGUGGAAACACACCCCUCCUUUAUGCUUGUUCCAGAGGCCACCACGAAGUUGCGGCACUGUUGCUGCAGCAUGGGGCCUCCAUUAAUGCUUCUAACAAUAAGGGCAACACAGCACUGCACGAGGCUGUGAUAGAAAAGCACGUCUUCGUGGUGGAGCUGCUUCUGCUUCAUGGAGCAUCAGUUCAGGUCUUGAACAAGAGGCAGUGCACAGCUAUAGACUGUGCUGAACAGAAUUCAAAAAUAAUGGAAUUGCUUCAGGUAGUACCAAGCUGUGUGGCCACGUUAGAUGAUGUUGGAGAAACAGACCACAACGAGUACGUUACUGUCAAGAUCAGGAAAAAAUGGAACUCCAAAAUGUAUGAUCUACCAGAUGAACCUUUUACAAGACAGUUUUACUUUGUCCACUCAGUUGGUCAGUUUAAGGGAAGGACCUCAAGGGAGAUUACGGCAAGAGAUAGAAGUGUCCCUAAUUUUGCUGAAGAUUCUUUGCAUGAGCCAGGGAGGCAAAGAGUCACUCGGAAGCAGAAUAACCUGCCAGACCAGAGCAGCUCUCAGACAGCUGACAAAGGAAACGAUGGUCAGCCGGAGAGGCCUGGACCGAGACAAACUGCUCCUGGACAAAGGCGAAUGCUCCGUAGACACAUAGUCAAUGAUGCGGUUGUACCCAAGGGCCCAGAGACUGCUGGCAACCUGACCACUCCCCAAGAGGCUAGCAUUUCCCAAUCUUAAUAGUAAUAAGGAAUUAUCUACUGCCAAGAAGUGAGUCCUCAACAAGAAGAUGCCAAGCCUGAGUACAGCUUAGAACUAAACGAACUUACUGUUUGUCUUGAGAGAAAAGCAGAAAGGUCCUGAAAGCUUUUCUGUGGCAGAUGGAAAGAAUGCAACAACAAAAAGCUAUCACCAUCUCUUUCCUCUUCAAAGCUAAUGGAUACACUUGAAAAGGAAUGGACAAAAGUUCCAGUAGUGUCCAGAUCCUUAAGACGCUUCUUCUUAUGUAUUAGGGUUCCUUGGUUACAGUGAGGUUUCAUCACCAGAUUCUGACCUCCUUCUACUGAAAGGUGCUAGACCUCUGGGAUGUGUAUAAACUUGCAAACCACAGCUAAAAGAAUUCCUCCCUCUGCGAUAAGCUGAAGAAAAGCAAUUUAGGUUUCAUGGUACCGUGGAGGCCGGGCGGAAAUGUUGCAUUGGAAUGAAGGAGAUAGGACCUGAAAAAUGUCCCUUUGCAAGCAACACUUGAACCCAAAGAUGCCUAAAUGCCAUUUUGAUGCUCAUUUUAGUUGAAAGGACACAUAUGACAUGUUCUACACUAUGUAUGUGGGGAAAGUUGGGUAUAAUUUUUCUUCUAAAAAAUUAAGUACAGAUAAUUGAUCACUGCACUUAUACACCUGUAGCAGUGUCUCUGGAAAAAUCCCUUUCCGUUAAGAGCCUCCCUUAAAUGUCACACCUGAUGGAUGGUUCCUGAACUAGACAGUAGACUUGGCACACCUUUUCUUAGUCUUUUGAUUCAAAAGAUUCAAAACUUACAGCACAAACCAGGUCAAAGUUACCUUAAAUUAGAAUUUAUUACGAUUUAUUCCUUUUUAUAAAUUUCUAUAGCUUAUACUCAUUUUUUUGUUAUCAAUUGGUCUAGAGCUGCAAACAUGGGUUUGUCCAGAGUACAUUUUCAAACAACUUUGUAAUAGGAAAAUGGUUCUGUGCACGUUCUUGGAAACACUUGCGUAUGUACAGAAGGGAGGGGCUGAUUAUUUUUCUACAAAGUAAUUUAUGAUUUUUAAUUUUCUAAUGUGCCUUGGACAUGUGCCAAAUGAUGGAAAAGAAACAGUAAACUUUAUGAUUCUUGAGCGUG
Messenger RNA from Aethalodelphis obliquidens (Pacific white-sided dolphin), 5877 nucleotides. It is a transcript of the gene ANKRD27, whose product is annotated as ankyrin repeat domain 27. The transcript is spliced from 33 exons. Bases 1458 to 4760 code for a protein of 1100 amino acids. Gene Ontology annotation, biological process: neuron projection morphogenesis; early endosome to late endosome transport. The record is from RefSeq and is a predicted model, not a curated record. Gene Ontology annotation, cellular component: early endosome; late endosome; plasma membrane. Gene Ontology annotation, molecular function: guanyl-nucleotide exchange factor activity; SNARE binding. Lineage: Eukaryota; Metazoa; Chordata; Mammalia; Artiodactyla; Delphinidae.